GAACUUCAAGAUUUUAUAGAUGAUGCUAAAGUAGUAUUGAAAUUAGAACUAAAAAGAGAUGAUUUUGAUGGCUUGGUAAAAAUCCUUUCGGUAUUAAACCAAAUAAAUGAAAAGCAGUUUACUUUCGAUAAUAUGUUUGACCCUUUAAGAGAAAUUGUAAAUUUACUUAAAAAAUAUGGAUACGAGUUUAGGGAUACUGAGCUCUUACAACUUAAUGAGCUUCCUGAUGCAUGGCAAAAAAUUAAACGACAAGCUGCGGUAACAAAACAGCUUAUUGCACCCAUACAAAGCUAUCAAGUGGAUCAAAUUGAAAAGCGCAUUUUGCUCUGCAACAAUAUGGCAAAUACUUAUCGAAAAAAAUUUAUGCAAAAGAAAUUUUUUUCUGUUCCUUGCCCUAAUUGCUAUGAGCUUAUUGAUGAAACAGACUUAGAGAUCGUUGAAUUAGAACAACGGCAACAGACUUUGACGGAAUCAUCUGUUCUUUUCGAGCUGCAAGGGCCAGAUCCUGCAAAAAUUGAACUUUGUCGAAAUGAUUUAAAGCUUGCUAAAAUAAUGUGGGAUUUUUCUAUUUCAAUAGAAUCUACUAUAAAUGAUUGGAAAAAAACACCGUGGAAAAAAAUUGAUAUUGAAGGAAUGGACCAAGAAUGUAAAAAGUUUGGUAGAGAGUUAAGAGGAUUAGACCCAAGUAUGCGUACGUGGGAACCAUUUAUAUUUAUGGAAGCAUCUUUAAAAAAUUUAAUGACAUCACUGCGUGCAGUCACGGAACUUCAAAAUCCGGCAAUAAGGGACAGGCAUUGGGUUGAACUUAUGCAGACUACUCAGGUAAAAUUCAGCAUGGAUGAUUCAACGACUCUAAAGUAUCUUAUUGAUCUAAAUCUACAUGAAUAUGAAGAAGAAGUUAAAAAUAUUGUUGAUAAGUCUGUAAAAGAAAUGAACAUGGAAAAACAACUUCGAGAUAUAGCAGCUGCUUGGGCUGGUAUGGAAUUUGGCAUAGAAAUUCAUGAACGUACAGGUAUUAAAUUAUUAAAAGCCUCAGAAGAAAUGAUUGAAACGCUCGAAGAUCAUCAAGCUCAAAUACAAAAUAUGAUCUCCUCGAAAUAUGUAACUUUUUUCCUUCAUGAAGUUUCUACUUGGCAACUGAAACUAUCAAAUGCUGACCAGAUUAUUGGUUCUUGGUUUGAAGUCCAACGAAAGUGGCAAUAUCUAGAGAGUAUUUUUAUUGGCUCUGAGGACAUACGGUCACAGCUUCCUGAGGAUUCAAAGCGUUUUGAUUUUAUUGAUAAAGAGUUUAGAGCACUUUUGGCCCAAAUGAACUCGGAUCGAAAUGUUGUACGCUCUACAAAUCGUUCUGGUAGUAAACUUAACGAGCAUUUGGAAACGUUACUUAAAAUGCUUCUACUAUGUGAAAAAGCCCUAAACGAUUAUUUGGAGACUAAACGAUUAUGUUAUCCUCGUUUCUAUUUUGUUUCCUCAGCUGAUUUGUUGGAUAUUUUGUCGAAUGGUAAUAGCCCAGCAAUGGUAUCGCGCCAUUUGACUAAAUUAUAUGAUUCAGUUGGUAAACUCAAUCUCAUAGCUGGCACUAGACAAGCAGGUGGGAUGGUGGCUAAAGAACUCGAAGAAUAUGUCCCAUUUCUUCAAAAUUGUGAUUGCAGUGGUAAAGUAGAAGUUUGGCUUAAUCGAGUGACCGACAAAAUGAGGGAGACGCUCCGUGAUCAGCUAAGACGUUCGUUAACUCAAUAUGAUCAUAAGCCUCGUCACGUUUGGAUAUUUGAAUGGCCAGCGCAACCAGCAUUAGUUGGUACUCAAAUAAUGUGGACAGCUGAAACUAAUGAUGCAUUUGCUAAAGUACAGCUGCGGUACGAAAAUGCUCUUAAGGACUAUAAUAGAAAACAAGUGAAUCAACUAAAUAACCUAAUUAUACUUCUAUUGGGAGAUCUUACAGCUGCAGAGCGUCAGAAAGUUAUGACUGUUUGUACCAUAGACGUUCAUAGUCGUGACGUUGUGGCUAAUAUUAUAACAAAAAAAAUUGAGGUACAGACAGCAUUUCAGUGGCAAAGCCAAUUGCGCCACCGAUGGGAUAGUAAAAUUGACGAUUGCUUUGCGAACAUAUGUGAUGCCCAAUUUCGUUAUGAUUACGAGUAUCUUGGUAACACUCCUCGUCUUGUAAUCACUCCACUUACUGACCGUUGCUAUAUAACGCUAACUCAAUCUUUACAUCUUGUAAUGGGCGGCGCUCCUGCUGGUCCCGCUGGUACAGGAAAAACCGAAACAACUAAAGAUUUAGGACGUGCUUUAGGUAUGAUGGUAUACGUUUUUAAUUGCUCCGAGCAAAUGGACUAUCAAUCAAUUGGUAAUAUACAUAAAGGUCUUGCCCAAACAGGAGCUUGGGGUUGCUUUGAUGAGUUUAAUCGCAUAUCAGUUGAAGUAUUAUCCGUCGUUGCUGUUCAAGUCAAAUGUAUGCAAGACGCAAUAAAAGCGAAAAAAACAACUUUUAGUUUUCUAGGUGAAUACAUUGCCCUACGAGCGACGGUAGGUGUAUUUAUAACCAUGAAUCCGGGAUACGCUGGCCGUGCUGAGCUGCCGGAAAACCUCAAAGCCCUUUAUCGCCCCUGUGCAAUGGUGGUACCUGACUUUGCCCUUAUUAGUGAAAUUAUGUUGGUCGCGGAGGGAUUUCAGGAAGCACGUUUGCUAGCAAGAAAAUUUAUUACGCUGUACACACUAUGCAAAGAAUUACUCUCGAAGCAAGAUCAUUAUGAUUGGGGGUUACGCGCUAUUAAAUCAGUUCUUGUAGUUGCUGGAGCUCUAAGGCGUGAUGAUCGUAUGAGACCUGAGGAUCAAGUACUUAUGCGAGCAUUAAGAGAUUUUAAUAUUCCAAAAAUUGUAACUGACGAUCUUCCUGUUUUCAUGGGCCUUAUUGGUGAUUUGUUUCCGGCAUUAGACGUACCUCGAAAGCGGAAUUUGGAAUUCGAGACUGUAAUUAAACGGUCAGCAAUCGACUUAAAAUUACAACCAGAGGAUGGCUUUAUUUUAAAAAUUGUUCAACUAGAAGAAUUGUUUGCAGUGCGCCAUUCAGUAUUUAUUAUAGGUUUUGCUGGAACUGGAAAGUCAGAGGUGUGGAAAACACUUAAUAAAACUUAUCAUAACCAAAAACGGAAGCCGCAUUACAAUGAUCUCAAUCCAAAGGCGGUAACAAAUGAUGAAUUAUUUGGGAUUGUUAAUCCAGCAACUCGCGAAUGGAAAGACGGCCUAUUCUCUAUUUUAAUGCGUGAUCAAGCUAAUUUGGGCGGAACUGGUCCAAAGUGGAUUGUGCUUGAUGGUGACAUUGAUCCUAUGUGGAUUGAAAGCCUAAACACUGUAAUGGAUGAUAACAAGGUUUUAACUUUAGCCAGCAAUGAACGAAUUGCGCUUACUAAAGAAAUGCGCUUACUUUUCGAGAUAGCAUCCCUACGUACUGCAACACCAGCAACAGUCUCUCGAGCAGGAAUACUUUACAUAAAUCCGCAGGAUUUAGGAUGGACCCCUUUCAUACAGUCCUGGUUAGGUACGCGAACUAACGCAAGUGAAGUAGCUACACUUAAUGUACUUUUUGAUAAAUAUGUGCCGCCAUUACUAGAACUUUUUCGGGGACGGCUAAAGAGCAUCACUCCUAUUUCAGAUAUUGCCCGGUUGCAAAUGACGUGCUUCUUAUUAGAUAGUACAUUGACUCCACAGAAUGUGCCUCAUGACUGUCCCAAAGAUUGGUACGAGAUUUAUUUUGUUUUUAGUGUUAUUUGGGGUUUUGGAUCCUCCCUUUUUCAAGACCAGAUUAUAGAUUGGCGUAAUGAGUUUAGUAAAUGGUUUCAGAAUGAAUAUAGAGCUGUCAAAUUUCCACCAUCAGGAAAUAUAUUUUCAUACUAUAUACAUAAUGAAAGCAAAAAAUUUUUACCUUGGACUAAUCUUGUACCGGACUUUGAACUUGAUCCUGAUCUUCCCCUCCAAUCAAAUUUGGUUAAUUCUGCAGAGACAACUCGGCUUCGCUUUUUUAUGGAUACUCUUAUUGAAGAAGAUCAUCCUCUAAUGCUUAUUGGGCCUUCUGGAUCUGGCAAGACAAUAUUAAUGAAUGCUAAGUUAACUACUUUACCGACAGAAAAAUUUGCAGUAACUAAUGUACCGUUUAAUUUUUACACAACAUCGGAAAUGCUGCAGCGCAUAUUAGAAAAACCGCUAGAAAAAAAAGCUGGUCGCAAUUAUGGUCCAAUAGGUAACAAAAAAAUGAUUUAUUUUGUGGAUGAUAUGAAUAUGCCGGAAGUGGAUAAGUAUUUUACCGUUCAACCGCAUACACUGAUCAGGCAAUUUAUGGAUUAUCACCAUUGGUAUGAUCGAACUAAAAUGACUUUGAAAGAUAUACAUAAAUGCAAUGUAGUUUCGUGCAUGAAUCCUUCAGCAGGAUCUUUUACAAUCAAUCCAAGAUUACAAAGGCACUUUUGCUCCUUUGCAGUAAAUCAGCCAAGUCAGGAGGCUUUAUUUCAUAUUCUUAAUUCAAUACUCUCUCAGCAUUUGGAAAACCCACAACAUAAGUUUGAUAAAAACAUUAUUAAGGAAUGUACAGCUCUUGUCAAUACAGCCAUUGCCCUACAUCUAAAAGUGGUCAGUUCCUUUCUUCCCACAGCAUUGAAAUUUCAUUACAAUUUUAAUUUACGUGACCUAGCCAAUAUAUUUACGGGUGUUCUCUAUGCUAAUAAUGAAACAUGCCCCAAUUUCAAUCUUUUAAUUCGUUUAUGGGCUCACGAAUGUUUUCGAGUAUAUGGCGAUAAACUUGUGGAUCAAACUGAUAUAGGGAACUUUAAAAAGGUAAUUACCGAUGUAGUGCGAAAAGGAAUAGAAGGCAUUAGUGAGGAUAUUAUAUAUGCACAGCCCCACAUAUUUUGCCAUUUUGCAAAAGGUCUAUCAGAUAUUAAAUAUAUGCCUAUAUUAAACUGGGAUCGCUUAAAAUCAUUGUUAGAAGAAGCUCAGAUGCGUUAUAAUGACUAUGUAGGAGCGAUGAAUUUGGUGCUUUUCGAUGAUGCCAUGUCACAUGUUUGUCGGAUAAGUAGAAUUUUAGAAUCUUCAAGAGGAUAUGCUCUUUUAAUUGGAGUUGGCGGUUCAGGGAAACAAUCGCUUACUCGUUUAGCGGCAUUUAUUUCCUCUCUAGACGUCUUUCAGAUUCAACUAACAAAAGAUUACAGCGUCAAUGAUUUAAAAACAAAUAUUGCUGUAUUAUAUUCAAAGGCGGGAGUCAAAAGCACAGCGUGCUGUUUUUUAAUGACUGAUUCCGAGGUUGCGCGUGAACAGUUUUUAGUUCUUGUUAAUGAUCUUUUGGCGUCUGGGGAUAUACAUGAACUUUUUCCCGAUGACGAAAUGGAAAACGUUAUAGGGGCUGUACGUAACGAAGUAAAGCAACUUGGAAUUAUUGACAGUCGCGAAAAUUGCUGGAAGUAUUUUAUUGAGAAGGUUCGCAGUCUUCUGAAAGUGGUUCUGUGCUUUUCGCCUGUUGGUGCAACGCUUCGUGUACGGUCAAGAAAAUUUCCUGCCCUUGUUAACUGCACUACAAUAGAUUGGUUUCAUGAGUGGCCACAGCAAGCACUUGAGUCUGUAUCAAUGCGAUUUUUAUCAGAGAUUACUGUGCUGCCAAUAGAAUUAGCACCGCCUGUUUCGAAAUUCAUGGCUUACGUGCAUAAGACUGUUAACGAUAUUUCUGAGCUGUACUUAGCCAGUGCAAAACGAUACAACUAUACCACACCCAAAUCUUUUCUUGAGCUGAUUUCUCUUUAUUCGAAACUAUUAUAUGAAAAAGUCAAUGCUAAUUUGGAUCGUCGAAAUCGAUUAGAAAAUGGUUUAAUUAAACUUGCUAGUUGCACUAAUGAAGUAGAUGCUCUCCAGGAUGUUCUUAAAGUACAAGAAGUCGAAUUAAAAGUGAAAAAUCAGGAGGCAGAUAAUCUUAUAAUAGUGGUCAGCACAGAAAAUGAAAAAGUAUCGAAAGAACGCGCUUAUGCCACUAAAGAGGAAAAAAAUGUGCGUCAGAUUGAAGAAGAUGUGGGAGCUAAGGCCAAACUGUGCGAAGAAGAUUUUCGUAAGGCUCAACCGGCACUUCUCGCUGCUCAGGAAGCCCUUAAUACUCUCAAUAAAAAUAACUUAACUGAGCUUAAGUCAUUUGGAUCACCCCCAGAUGCUGUAGUGGGUGUAUGUAGUGCUGUUUUGGUACUUUUUUCUCCUAAUGGAAAAAUACCUAAGGACCGUAGUUGGAAAGCGUCUCGUGGUAUGAUGGGCAAUGUUGACAAAUUUCUCGAUAAUUUAAUUAAUUAUGAUAAAAAGCACAUACACCCAGAUGUAAUAAAGGCAUUACAGCCAUAUGUUCUAGACCCUGAAUUCAAUCCAGAAAAAAUUAUAUCAAAAUCAUCUGCAGCUGCCGGUUUGUGUUCAUGGGUAAUUAAUAUUAACCGGUUUUAUGAUGUGUAUCUCGUGGUUGAACCUAAGGAACGAGCUCUUGUUGAAGCUGAGAAGGAACUAAAUGAUGCAAGAGAUAAACUUACGGCAUUGAAUCAGCGACUUAAUGAACUCGAACAGGAGUUAAAUAUCCUACAAAUUUCAUUCGAUGAGGCAAUGGCAAAAAAACAAAAGUGUCAAGAUGAAGCAGAUAAAACUGCUUUUACCAUCGAUAUAGCUAACCGAUUAAUAGGUGGACUAGCUACGGAGAAAGUUCGAUGGAUAGAUUCCGUGAAAAACAUAACAUUGGGCAUUAGACAACUACCUGGAGAUAUAUUACUUAUAUCAUGUUUUAUAUCUUAUGUUGGCUGCUUUACUCGUGUUUAUAGAACAGAAUUGCAACAAAAGAUGUGGAUGCCGACCUUUCAAAAUAUGCAGCCCCCAAUACCUUCGACAGAGGGAAUUGAUCCAUUUGAAAUGAUCUGUGAUGAUGCACAAAUUGCUGAAUGGAACAAUCAAGGACUACCAAGUGACCGUAUGUCCGCGGAAAAUGCCGCCAUUUUAGUUCAAUCUCAGCGAUAUCCGCUUAUGAUUGAUCCUCAACUCCAGGGCAUAAAGUGGGUUAAGUCCAAAUAUGGACCAUCUCUCGUUGUAUUGCGGCUUACCCAAAGAGGCUACCUUGACUUGGUUGAAAAAGCGGUUAGCAAUGGAAACGUUCUCUUGAUUGAAAACAUUGGAGAGAAUGUCGACGCUGUUCUUAAUCCAUUACUGGGUCGCAUGCUUAUUAAGAAGGGAACAAUAUUAAAAAUUGGGGACCGUGAAAUUGACUUUAAUCCGAAUUUUCGUUUGAUUUUGCAUACAAAGUUAGCCAACCCACAUUAUAAACCUGAAAUGCAAGCACAAACUACACUAAUAAAUUUUACAGUAACUCGUGACGGAUUAGAAGAUCAACUAUUAGCUGAAGUAGUCAAAGUUGAGAGACCUGACUUAGAAUCUAUGAGAACUCGCCUAACACAACAACAAAAUCAUUUUAAAAUUACAUUAAAACUUUUGGAAGAUGAUCUUUUGGCCCGAUUGUCCUCAGCUGGUGAUAAUGUUCUUGAAGAUAUAACCUUGGUAAUGAAUCUAGAAAAAACAAAAAAAACGGCAGAUGAAAUUGAAAUAAAGGUUGCUGAAGCAAAGAUUACAGGUGUUCAAAUUGACACCGCCAGAGAAGCAUACAGACCUGCUGCCGAGCGAGCUUCUAUUAUAUAUUUUAUACUUAAUGACUUAUUUAAAAUAAAUCCAAUCUAUCAGUUUUCCUUAAAAGCAUUCACAGUAGUAUUUAAUAAUGCAAUGAUUAACUCUGCUCCUGCUGAAAAACUUAAGGAUCGUGUUGAUAAUUUAAUGGAAUCAAUUACAUAUAGCUGCUACAUUUACACAUCUCGAGGACUUUUUGAGCAAGACAAACUAAUAUUUCUUACCCAAAUGUGUUUACAAAUCUUGGUUAAUAUGGGUGAAGUGGAGCCAACUGAACUUGAUUUUCUUCUGCGAUUUCCUUAUAUGGCCAAUCAAACUUCAAAUUUUUCUUGGCUUAGUCAUACUGGAUGGGGGGGAAUACGUGCUUUAAAUAACUUGCCAGCUUUUAAAGGACUUGAAAAAGAUAUUGAAGGAUCUCACAAACGCUGGAUGAAAUUUAUUGAUUCGGAGUGCCCAGAAAAUGAAAAAUUACCUGGUGAAUGGAAAACAAAAUCGGCAAUUCAGAGGUUGUGCAUAAUGCGUUGUAUACGUCCAGACCGGAUGUCAUACGCCAUGAAAGGCUUCAUUGAUGAGAAAUUAGGUUCAAAGUAUAUUGAUGCACGCUCUAUAGAAUUCUCUAAAACCUUUAAAGAGUCAAGCCCUGAAACUCAUAUUUUCUUUGUUCUAUCGCCUGGUGUUGACCCGCUAAAAGAUGUUGAAAAAAUUGGAAAAGUCUUGGGUUACAGCUUUGAUCAUGAGAACUUUCAUAGUGUGUCAUUAGGUCAAGGGCAAGAAAUUAUUGCUGAAAAAGCUAUUGAAACAGCUUCUCAACAAGGUCAUUGGGUCAUUCUACAGAAUAUUCACCUUGUUGCACGCUGGCUGUCUAGCCUUGAAAAGAAAAUAGAAGCAUCCCUUAUCAACGUGAAUCCGAAAUAUAGACUUUUUUUGAGUGCUGAACCUGCAGCUGAUCCAAUGAAUCAUAUUCUACCACAAGGCAUUCUUGAGUCUGCAAUUAAAAUUACCAAUGAACCACCAACAGGAAUGAUGGCCAAUAUACAUAAAGCUUUAGAUAACUUUACCGAUGAAACUCUAGAGAUGUGCUCUAAGGAAACCGAAUUUAAAGCUAUUCUUUUUUCACUGUGUUAUUUUCAUGCCGUCGUAGCAGAACGUCGUAAAUUUGGACCACAGGGAUGGAAUCGUUCGUAUCCGUUUAAUGUGGGCGAUCUUACAAUUUCAGUGUAUGUUCUUUUUAAUUAUUUGGAAGCUAACACUCGAGUUCCGUGGGAAGAUCUACGUUAUUUGUUUGGUGAGAUCAUGUAUGGUGGACAUAUUACAGAUGAUUGGGACCGUCGAUUGUGCCGCACCUACCUUGAGGAAUUUAUGCAGCCAGAGCUUAUCGAUGGGGAUCUAGAGUUCUGCCCGGGUUUUCCAGCUCCAGGAAUUCUAAAAUACGCUGGAUAUCAUUUGUAUAUCGAUGAAAAUUUGCCAUCAGAAAGCCCUGCUCUUUAUGGGUUAAAUUUAAACGCAGAAAUUGGAUUUCUUACGACAGUAUCAGAGCGACUUUUCCGAAUAGUAUUUGAAUUACAACCUCGUAUGUCUAGCGGUUCAGGCGGAAGUGGUGAGUCUGUCUCACAAGAGGAUAUUAUUAAAGGAGUUAUUGAAGACUUACUAGAUAAAGUUCCCACGCCAUUUAAUAUUGUUGAGCUUAUGGGGCGUGUAGAGGAUCGUAAUCCAUACAUUAUAGUUGCUUUUCAAGAAUGUGAACGGAUGAAUAUUCUUAUGUCGGAACUUAGACGAUCACUUAACGAAUUAGACUUGGGCCUUAAAGGGGAACUAACAAUAUCAUCCAUUAUGGAAGAUCUUAUGUUAUGUCUCUAUAUGGAUCAAGUACCAGAGCAGUGGACCAAGCUCGCCUAUCCAAGCCUGUUAGGUCUUCAAUCUUGGUUUGGAGACCUCAUGCAGCGUCUUCGAGAAUUAGAAAGUUGGGUUUCUGACUUUAAAUUGCCAUCAUCUAUUUGGUUAGCUGGUUUCUUCAAUCCACAGUCUUUACUAACUGCAAUUAUGCAGCAAACAGCACGAAAAAAUGAAUGGCCACUUGAUCGAAUGUGUCUUAACUGUGAUGUUACAAAAAAAUUUAAGGAGGAAUUCACUUCUGCACCUAGAGAAGGAGCUUAUGUCAAUGGAUUGUUUAUGGAAGGCGCUAGGUGGGACAUGAAAAUGAGCACAAUAACAGAUGCCCUAAACAAAGAAUUAUUUCCUUCUAUGCCCGUUAUUUACAUUAAAGCUGUUACACAGGAUAAACAGGAUACAAAGAAUGUUUAUGAAUGCCCAGUAUAUAAAAUACGGUAA
This is a messenger RNA of Drosophila hydei, 10008 nucleotides long. Its product is annotated as dynein beta chain, ciliary. The record is from RefSeq and is a predicted model, not a curated record. Gene Ontology annotation, molecular function: ATP binding; dynein intermediate chain binding; dynein light intermediate chain binding. NCBI's taxonomy places the organism in Eukaryota, Metazoa, Arthropoda, Insecta, Diptera, Drosophilidae. Gene Ontology annotation, biological process: microtubule-based movement. Gene Ontology annotation, cellular component: dynein complex.